UGCAGCGUUUUGAGAAUUCACCAUUUCUUCGUUGUUGUAGUCAAGCUACAUUGAUUUCGCUUGGACUGAUCGUGGAAGUACUCACGAUACUAAACUGUCUUUGAGAAGGAUUUCGACCUACGUGUUCUCUGAACGGCCGACUUUUCUUUAUUCCCCUUCAGCGCCACCUCUGUCGCUCCUCCUUGCAACCAUGGCGGUCGAGUUUGCGCUCAACACGCCUCUAGCUGACGCCUUGAACAAUGUUUUACAACCGAAGCUGGUAGAGGUGGGAUGGACCACGGGCGAUAUAGACGACUCCGCGUUGUCUGAGUAUAUCCUAUUGAUGCUCGUCAACGGCAAAACCCAGGACCAGAUCGCCGUCGAGCUCUCCAAUGACCUCCUCGGUCUGGAUCCAGGCGAUACUAGAGGAGCUGAAUUUUCCGGCUGGCUCUUUGAACAAUUACGGAUACUGAACGGGCAGAUAAAUGGACAAACAGCUCAGCAAACUGGAGUAGCGGAUGAAAACAGCGGCGUCUCGGCCGGAAACUUUGAUGGGAUUGGGAAUGACCCAGAAGGGCAGGGCCAGGAUGCGGUCAUGGGAGAAGCGGGUGAGGGGAUGGCGGAGGGUGGAAUACCUACGGGGCCAAAAUCUAUGCGGAAUGGCCCUAGAGGGAACAACAGACGCCUCAUGGGCCAACUUAAUAAGGCAAUGGAUCGAAACACAGACCCUCUUCUGCACCGCGUGCGCGCCCAACAAGGUACUGGGAGAAUAAAUAGUCACGGUCGAGAUGCGCCCAAGGGACCUCGCAACCAAAGAAUGGGUGGGAGAGGCGCAGGUCCGAUGCUUAACACCGGAAUGCCUCCUGGCGGGCCUGCAAAUGCCUUGAUGGGCAUGUCACCCCAGCAGCAGAUGCAACUUUUCGCAAUGUACGAGGAGCAAGCCAGGAUGAUGUCCCAAAUCCUUUCCCCUCAACAACAACAACAAAUGUUCAUGGGACCGGCAAUGGGAGGUCCAAUGGUGAAUCCGUCUGGGCCUGGUGCUUUCGGAGGACAACAUCAACAGCAGGGCAAAUCGCUGUUCGAGCGCGUGGAUAAUAACCCGAGGCGAAAUGGCGGUUUCAACAAGAGGCAACCGAACAAUUCCAGACCCGAUCAAGGCCAACAGGAAUCCCGAGACACCAAUCCGGCUUCGUCCAUGGACGUUGAAAGCCCGCAGGCUGCGCCCGAUCCAGCGACAACUGUUUGCAAAUUCAAUCUCUCAUGCACGAAGGAGGAUUGUUCUUUCGCUCACCAGUCGACGGCUGCGCCACCCGGAGUAACGAUUGACGUCAAUGAUACUUGCAGUUUUGGCGUUGCGUGCAAGAACAAGAAAUGUGUUGCGCGUCAUCCGUCACCAGCGCAGAAGACCACUCAUCAGGCAGCGCAAGAUUGCAGAUUUUAUCCGAACUGCACAAAUCCCGUCUGUCCCUUCCGGCAUCCAUCAAUGCCACUCUGCCGAAAUGGUGCAGAUUGUACUACACCGGACUGCAAGUUUACGCACUUGCAGACCAUGUGUCGCUUCAAUCCUUGCUUGAACCCUGUUUGCCCCUACAAGCAUGAAGACGGACAAAAGAGAGGCAAAUUCGAAGACAAAGUAUGGACCGCUCCUGGAGCGAAGGAAAAUGAGCAUGUUAGCGAAAGAAAAUUUGUUGAUGACAAUACAGAGGAAGAAUUGAUUGUGCCUGGUGGGGGCGUUCCUGAGGAGCAGAAAGCGGUAGAGUCGGGCGUUUGAGCAAUGAGCGGUUUUGUCUGGGAGAGGCUUCACUAAAUGUAGAAUAUCGUUUUUGUAUGUUGCUUUUCUUUGGUUUCGGUCACUGGUCUCGGAGGCGUUUGGCGGACUGAAGCCCAUCGGGCUAAAUACUUUUUGCUGCAAAAGCAUGGCGUAUGAUGCAAAGAGGUUGAAUAUUCGUAUCUUAGGUACUGAUUGGGUGUCAGAAAACAUCGGAUAUAUCUGAAAUGAAGAUGAUGCGACUUGAAAUUUCGCUAUACUAUCAUAUACAUAUGGUCUCUUUUAUAGAAUGCUGAUUAUGAUUCCGUCAAGGAUUAAAACGCAAAAGAAGCCCUAUCCAGCUAAGCCCAAGAUUGUUUUUGAAAUUUUCUUUUGUCCCGGUUGUACUGCGGAGGGAGAGCUUGCACAGGUACGCGUCCCCAUUAAAGAAUUAAAAUGCUACGGCUUGAUUAAUUUUACAAAUGUGUCAGACACC
This is a messenger RNA of Xylona heveae TC161, 2222 nucleotides long. RefSeq names its product nuclear polyadenylated RNA-binding protein Nab2. Gene Ontology annotation, molecular function: poly(A) binding. Gene Ontology annotation, cellular component: nucleus; cytoplasm. Gene Ontology annotation, biological process: regulation of mRNA stability. NCBI's taxonomy places the organism in Eukaryota, Fungi, Ascomycota, Xylonomycetes, Xylonales, Xylonaceae. Bases 191 to 1750 code for a protein of 519 amino acids. The transcript is spliced from 2 exons. The record is from RefSeq and is a predicted model, not a curated record.